This is a messenger RNA of Centrocercus urophasianus (Greater sage-grouse), 740 nucleotides long. Its product is annotated as SET-binding protein-like. The record is from RefSeq and is a predicted model, not a curated record. The annotation marks the transcript as partial. The transcript is spliced from 2 exons. NCBI's taxonomy places the organism in Eukaryota, Metazoa, Chordata, Aves, Galliformes, Phasianidae.
GACCUGAUCUCUUCUGAGCUACUUGCAGACUCUGGGCCAUUGAGACGUUGACUUUGACAGACAGUUACCAUUCAUUCCUUGGGAUCAUAACUGCCCUUUCUCUCCCCAUCACCUCCUGCACUGCCCUUCCCUUUAAUAAAACUCCAGUGUGUCACGGUCCUGCUAUGGAGCCCAGAGAGUCUUUGGGCAGCUCCCGUCAAAGGGGAGGUGAGGCGGAUUUUCUGCCAGCCUCUGUGUCCUCUGCCAAACCACCGUCUGCCUCCAGCUGCACAGGGGAGACAGUGCUGCCGACAGCUGGCUCGGGGAAAGGGAUUCCGGUGAGCGGGGAACGUAUGGAGCCUGAAGAAGAGGAUGAGAUGGGUUCUGGGAGAGAUGUGGAUUCCACUUCCAAUGCAGACAGCGAGAAGUGGGUGGCAGGAGAUGGACUGGAGGAGCAGGAGUUUUCCAUCAAAGAGGCAAACUUCACAGAGGGGAGUUUGAAACUAAAGAUCCAGACGACCAAGAGAGCGAAGAAGCCCCCAAAGAACUUGGAGAACUAUAUUUGCCCACCAGAGAUCAAAAUCACCAUCAAGCAGUCCGGGGAGCAGAAGCUUUCCAGAGCUGGGAAAAAUAGCAAAGCUGCUAAAGAAGAAGACAGAGGACACUCCAAAAAGAAAGGAAAAGUCAUUGGAGAUGCAAAACUGCUCAUGAGCUGUGGUUGCAGAAAAGGGAAAAAUGCUCAAAUGAAAGACUCAGAUCAG